AUGAUAGACAGUGACUUAUCAACUCUAAUGUCUGGAAUAAUCAGGAACACAGGACAAAAUCAUGACCCACAGAGCCAGGAAUAUAGGCUCAUGACUUCUGACACCCCGCAGAUGAGAGAGGAUGAUCUUCCUAAUGACCUGCAAUCACUGUCAUGGCUUACCUCUGUAGAUGUUCCCAGGUUACAGCAGAUGACAAGUGGAAGGAUAGAAUAUAGCCUCAUCUCCCAGAAUGCAAUGCUUCAGCAGCAAGGUCACAUGCAAUCCCAUGGGACCAUGAUUCAUCAGCCAACAACCAUGCAACAAGACAUAAUGGGACUAAAUACCAUGACAUCGCAUGGAUGCAAUAUAAGUCAAUACAAUAUGGGUGGACACCUGCCUCAGCAGCCUAUGUACCAGCCUCAUUCUCAGCAAGUCUUUACACUUUCCCAAGGUUCACAACAGUGUUCUGCAGGCUUAUACAACAAUUCCUAUAGAACACAGUCUCAAUAUUCACAAACCCAUCUGGCAACUCACCCUACCCAGGACUUGCAUCCUAAGAGCUUCCCCAAACCAAUCUACUCAUACAGCUGCCUUAUUGCAAUGGCCUUAAAGAACAGUAAGAAUGGUAGUCUGCCUGUGAGUGAGAUCUACAGCUUUAUGAAAGAGCACUUUCCGUACUUCAAGACUGCCCCAGAUGGUUGGAAGAACUCUGUGAGACACAAUCUGUCACUAAAUAAAUGUUUUGAGAAGGUGGAGAACAAACUCAGUGGCUCCUCACGCAAGGGAUGCCUAUGGGCCCUUAACCCAGCCAAGAUUGAUAAAAUGGAAGAGGAGAUGCAGAAAUGGAAGCGAAAGGACCUGCCAGCUAUUAGACGGAGCAUGGCCAAUCCAGAUGAACUCGACAAGCUGAUCAUGGAUAGGCCUGAGAAUUGCAAGGCACUCAGUAAAAAGACAGAGUCAGAGCUAUCAGUGAUGACAGACAUUGUGAAUGUUUCUGGAAGGAUCCCGGUCUCCCAGCUCCAGCCACACACGGUCAUGACAUUGUCUUUACAAUCCAUCCCAUUACACCAUCAAAUUCAGACUCAGGCAAGGAUAGCAACUUGCUCCCCAGCUCCUGCCCAGAGUCCUCCACUUCACACAAUUCCUGACAUGACCCACAGCCCACAGCACCAACACAUCAUGAAUAGGGCGGCAUCAGAUUUUCUCAGCCUUACCACAGAUAUGAGCACAGAGGUGGAUGCAUUGGACCCAAGCAUAAUGGACUUUGCUUUGCAAGGAAAUAUCUGGGAAGAGAUGAAGGAGGAAAGUUUCAGUCUUGACACUUUAGGAGCAUUUAGCAACUCUCCCCUGCAGCUGUCAGACUGCGAUCUAGGAACCAUUGGCUUGACGCCAGUGUCCAGCAGUAGUGAUCAUUCCUUCUCAGACUUCCAGGUCACUAGCUUGUACACCACAUAUGCCACCUUGGACAGUGUACCCUCUUCCCAGUGUGUGACAGGCCAAGGCAAUAAACCAAUUGCUUUGCUAUAG
Bombina bombina (fire-bellied toad) is the source of this 1506-nucleotide messenger RNA. RefSeq names its product forkhead box N4 (gene FOXN4). The record is from RefSeq and is a predicted model, not a curated record. Lineage: Eukaryota; Metazoa; Chordata; Amphibia; Anura; Bombinatoridae. Gene Ontology annotation, biological process: regulation of transcription by RNA polymerase II. Gene Ontology annotation, molecular function: DNA-binding transcription factor activity, RNA polymerase II-specific; transcription cis-regulatory region binding. The coding region runs from base 1 to 1506 and encodes 501 amino acids. The transcript is spliced from 9 exons.